Messenger RNA from Eimeria mitis, 4239 nucleotides. RefSeq lists its product as uncharacterized. Bases 1 to 4239 code for a protein of 1412 amino acids. Gene Ontology annotation, cellular component: nucleus. The transcript is spliced from 2 exons. Gene Ontology annotation, molecular function: RNA binding. Gene Ontology annotation, biological process: box C/D snoRNP assembly. Lineage: Eukaryota; Apicomplexa; Conoidasida; Eucoccidiorida; Eimeriidae. The record is from RefSeq and is a predicted model, not a curated record.
AUGGUGUUGAUGGAUGGGGUUAAGAGAGACUGCGCGUUGGGGGACCCUUCUGGCGCUCAGCUGCUGCCUGUCUGCAGCAGCGACACAGCAGCAGCAGCAGCAGCAGCAGCAGCAGCAGCAGCAGGAUCCAGUUCAUCUGGUAUGUAUAAGAGAAAGGCAUCAUCUGGUGUGAGCAGCAGCAGCAGCUGUUGCAUGAGCCCUUCUGCUGCUCCCCACUCUGCUCCUGCUGCAGCAUCCCCUACCACCAAUCACCACCCCCACCACCCCCACCACCCCCACCACCCUCCGCAGCAGCAGCAGCAGCAGCAGCAGCAGCAGCAGCAGCGUGUGUUGGGUGUACACGGUGUGCAUGCACGUCCCCCACCUCCUCGUGUAUACCAUGUGGUGAUGUGUACGCGUCGUUACUGGCGUGUAGAGUGGGUGUCUCCGGAGACAGGUCGUCGGGUGUAUAAACACUUCGGUGAGAAUAGAUAUGGGGGAGGAGACAGAGCAAGAGAGGUUGCUGUUAGGUUUUGGGCUGAAGUAAGAAAGAGAAGCGCAGAGGGGAUAGAGAGAGGAGAGUGGCAGGGACUCACCGAGGUCACCAGAAGAGUCAGAGAGGAGGGGGUUGAGGGUAUACUACAAGAGGUUGUUGCUGCUCCACCCACCCCACAACACCACCACCUUAAUACUCUUAUUCAUACGGGUAGUGCUGCUGCUGCUGCUGCUGCUGCUGCUGCUGGUGGUGGUGGUGGUGGUGGUGGUGGUGCUGGUGGUGCUGGUGGUGGUGGUGGUGGUGGUGCGGCGGUGGUUAUGCAAGAACAUGAUCCUAUACAACAUAGUGAUGAAUCAGGGAUAACACAGGGGAAUACAGCUGCUGCUGCUGCUGCUGCUGCUGCUGCUGCAGCAGCAGCAGCAGCAGCAGCAGGGAUGCAGCAGACACAUACAAACCCAGGCGGAGAUAUCACUGCUGCAGAGACACUAGGAGAUGCAGCAGCAGACAACCACUUCAAUGGAUUCGCGGCGCAGCAGCAAAACAACCCUCACGCUGCUGCUGCUGCUGUUGCUGCUGCUGCUGGUACUGGUGCUGCUGCUGCUGCUGCUGCUGCUGCUGCUGCUGACCCCUGCCGCCAGAGAGCUGCUUCUCUCCGGCCAUGCACGAGGGGACGGGCGCAGCGAGAAGCCUCUAAAGACUCUGCGAAUGCCCACAGCAGCAGACUCACCCAGCAGCAGCAGCAGCAGCAGCAGCAGCAACAGCAGCAGCAGCAGCAGCUGACGCAUAGAGAAGACACCCCCAGCCUCACCGACCAGGGCGCAGCCCCCUCAGACCCCAUUUGUCCUGCAGAUGAUGAGAGCGCAGAGCAGCAGCAGCAGCAGCAACAGCAGCAGCAGCAGCAGCACCUGCAGCAGCAACUGCAGCAGUUGGAUUCGGAGCCUUUCGGCGACUCGCAGGGACCCAUAGGAUAUUCAGGCCAGCAGCAACAGCAGCAGCAACAGCAGCAGCAACAGCAGCAGCAGCAGCAGCAGCAACAGCAGCACACUAAAGAUGAAGCUGCUGUUGCUGCUACCUAUAUUGCCGGUGCUGCGCAGCAGCAGUUUCCGGGCUGCUUGGAGCCGCAGGCUGCAGCUAGCGCUAGCCAGCUAGCUGAGGCUUCUCUAUCAGCAGGGGGCCCCCACCUGGGUGAGGGCACAGCUCUGCAGGAUAUCUCUGCGGGUGCUGCAGCAGGGUCAGGGGACUGGGGGGCCCCCCAGCGUACGGGGGGCCCCCCGCAGCUGCAGCUGUACCCUUCUUCUCUUACUGGCCUGCAGCAAGGCCCAGCAGCAAACUUCUGGGGUUCUGCUGCUGAGCCUGCAGCAGCAUCGGAGACAGGAGACAGCUGCGCGGGGACUGUGAAGGGGGGAGCAGCAGAGCUGCUGGUCAAAAGAGACAACACCAGCAGCAGCAGCAGCAGCAACAGCAGCAGCAGCAACAGCAGCAGCAUAUCCUCUCUGGGCCCUGUUGAACCCCCAGCCAAGCGGUACCGCUCUGACAGCCGCGAUGCUGCGCUGCAGGGCGAGGGGCCCCCCUGGGGGGGCCCCCCAAACACUCGUUCUAUGGCGGCGUACCCUAGCAGCAACAGGGGCCUCAUCAACAACUCCCUCAGUACCUCUUCUGUUGUCUCUAUGGGCCCCUGCAGCACGCUGGGGUUUGGGGGCCCCGGGGCCCCCGGGGCCCCCAUGGGGGCCCUGGGGCCCCUGGAUUUUGGGGGCGGACCUGCUGCAGCAGCAGGGGGUGAGUUUGGUGCUGGUGCUGCUGCUGCUGCUGCUGCAGGGUCUUCGCUUGCUGCUGCUGGGGGGGCCCCUCAGGUGGUCGCUGCUGAUGCGAGCAACAGGACGCGGUGGCUGGGCUGCGGAGGAGACAGUGCUGCUGCUGCUGCUGCUGCUGCUGCUGCUGCAGCUGCUGGUCUUCAGGGGUCACUAACCCCUCAAGAGCUGCAGGGGGCAGCAGGAGGUGUGGGGGCCCCCAACCUGGGGGCCCCCUUCGUCAGCAGCAGCAGUGUAGGGCCUGGGGGGCUGUUAUACUCCGCCGCGUCUGCGUUCCCCCCCUGUGAGUCUCAGGUGUCUCUCCAGCAGCAGCAGCAGCACCAGCAGCAGCACCAGCAGCAGCAGCAGCAGCAGGGCUUGGCUCGUGAUGGGGUUGGUUCUAUGGAUGGUUUUUCUGUGGGGUGUCCUUCAGAUGGGGUGUAUGGUGGCGGCUCAGGUGUACAGACAGCUGGAGGGCGUGCAGGACCAGCAGCAGCAGCAGCAGCAGCAGCAGGAGCAGCAGCAGCAGCAGCAGCAGCAGCAGGAACAGGAGGAGGCAGCUCUUCUGUCUCCUCUUCUUCUGGGCGUCGCUCGCGCUGCGGUGGUUCUUCAUCUGGUUCUGGUGCUGCUAGAAAGGGCCCAUCAGGUGGUGUAUCUGGCCGCAGCAGCAGCAGCAGCAGCAGCAGCCAGCGGACCAUUGGUCGCAUAUAUUCCUUACUGGUCCGUGGCGUUCGGUGCUGGCGAGCGGAGUGGCAUGACCGGACCAGUGGUCACCGCAAGACCAGACAGUAUGCAGCACCCAAACACGGAGAACAGCAAGCCAGGGCCCUCUGUCUCCAGGCCCUCUGCCAGGCCCGCAGCGUCCCCGCGCAGCUGCUGCAGGAGGCGCAGCAGACCUUUGCCUAUCAACCAACACUGUCUCCUGAGAACAACCCAGAGCCAGACGAUGCUGCAGCACAAGACCCAGCAGCAGCAGCAGCAGCAGCAGCAGCAGCGGCGGCGGCGGCGGCGGCAGCAGUAACGAAUAACUAUCACCAGCAGCACCAGCAGCAACAGCAGCAGCAGCAGCAGCAACAGCAGCAACUGCAGCGCAGCCAAAUCAUCACACAAAAUACACAUAUAGAAGACACAGGCAGACAGCUGCUGCAGCAGCAAAUGCAGAGAGGAGACACAAACCACAACGGGGGGUUUAACCAACCCCACCAGGGAUAUUUGUGGGGUUUGUCUCCUGUUGUAGAUGUCUCCGAACAGCAGCAACAGCAGCAGCAGCAGCAGCAGCAGCAGCAGACAUUUGCUGCUGCUGCAGGCAGAGACCCUAUCCGACAUAACCCGCAGCCUCCUGCUGUCUUCCUGGGGGGCAUGGGCAUGCCACUGGAGACAGCAGCAGCAGCAGCAGCAGCAGCAGCAGCAGCAGCACCUGUCUCCCUUGAGGAUACACCCAACGGGGGCCCCGGGGGGCCCCCAGCAGCUGCUGGGGGGCCCCUCCCCACCGGCUUCCCUACUGAUAACAACAACCCCACCACUUCUGCUGCUGCUCCGUUUGCAGGCACCGCGUUCUCUAGGAGCAGUCCGGCAGAAGCUUCAGCUGCAUGCAGCAGCAGCAGCAGCAGCAGCAACAGCAGCAGCAGCAACUGCUGCAGCACCUCCGCCAUUGAAGGGCCAGCCCCAGCCCCCCACCAGGGAGACGGGGGCCUCCCCACUAAACACGAAGGAGACAGCGACGCGGGGCUGAGUAGUAACCUGUCUCUGAUGUGCAGCAGCAGCACAGCAGCAGCAGCAGCAGUAGCAGCAGCAGCAGCAGCAGCAGCAGCAGCAGACCCCACACAGCCCUGCAGCUUCAGCUCCGCCCCUGCUGCUGCCUGUCUCCUCCCCAAGAUAGAGUCCCCAGAAGGAGGAGACAGCGCCUCAGCAAUAGCAACAGCAGCAACAGAAGGAGACACCCCGUUUGCAUGGAGCCCUUCUUUUUUAACCGUCUAA